AUGGACAACAUCUUACUAUCAGGUGUCGUACCUAUUCCCGAUUGGGGUGAAUUAAGUCCCCUGCGGCGCGCGACCGACGCGACAACCGAGAAAUCUGAGAGCUACUUCUCUUUCGCCCGCCCGCCUUCAACCUUCCCCAGCCUCUUUCUCCAUAUCUGGGAGAGCUUCGACAACAUUCACUUGGACUUGUCAAAGCAGUCCGGAAAAUGCAAGCUUGCAGAGAGCGGUCUGGGAUGGCGCCCCUCAGGCGGUGGUGAUACCUUUACAUUGGACAGCAGCAAUAUUGGCGGUGCCCAGUGGAGCCGUGCUGCCAAAGGCUUUGAACUGAGAAUCCUGUCCCGAUCCUCGGGUGUGAUCCAGCUUGAUGGAUUUGACCAGGAGGAUUUCGAGCGCUUGUCCAAAGCCUUCAAGAUUUGGUACGGCAUCAACGUUGAGAAUCGCGAACACGCUCUGCGAGGAUGGAACUGGGGCAAAGCAGAAUUCACCAAAGCAGAGUUGGCUUUCAAUGUCCAAAACCGACCAGCCUUCGAGGUUCCCUACUCUGAGAUCUCCAAUACCAACCUGGCAGGAAAGAAUGAAGUGGCGGUCGAAUUUGCCCUCUCUGGUGCUGAAGCCGGUGCUGCCAAAGGACAGUCCGCUGGGAGCACACAGAACCGGGGCCGGAAGGCUGCUGCGGGGCCCGAUGAACUGGUGGAAAUGCGAUUCUACAUCCCAGGCACUGCCGUAAAAAAGGAGAAAACAGAGGCUGAAGGCGAAGAGAACGAGGAGGAAGAAGCGGAGGAGCAGAAUGCGGCGAAUCUGUUCUACGAAACUCUCAUGGACAAGGCCGAGAUUGGUGAUGUAGCUGGUGAUACGUUCGCGACCUUUUUGGACGUGCUCCAUCUUACUCCUCGUGGUCGUUUCGAUAUCGAUAUGUACGAAUCGUCCUUCCGUCUCCGCGGCAAAACGUACGACUACAAGAUCCAAUACUCCGCCAUCAAGAAAUUCUUCCUGCUUCCCAGGCCCGACGACACACAUACUCUUAUUGUGCUGGGUCUAGAUCCUCCUUUGCGCCAGGGUCAGACACGGUACCCAUUCCUGGUUAUGCAACUUAAGCUGGACGAAGAGAUCAGCCUCGAGCUCAACAUGACAGAUGAGCUCUUGAACACCAAAUACAAGGACAAGCUGCAACCACACUACGAAGAGCCAAUUCAUCAGGUCGUCACCAAGAUCUUCCGGGGUCUCUCCGGAAAGAAGGUGAUCAUGCCUUCCAAGGAUUUCUCCAGCCAUCACCAGCAUCAUGGAGUUAAGUGCUCUAUCAAGGCUAACGAAGGCCUGCUGUACUUUUUGGACAAGAGCUUGAUGUUUGUCCCCAAGCCGGCCACAUACAUCCAGCUUGAAAAUGCGGCAGUCGUGACCAUGUCGCGAGUUGGGGGUGCGGUGUCGGCUAGUCGUACAUUUGAUAUUACCGUGAGCUUAAAGGGUGGACUGGGCGAGUUCCAAUUUAGCAACAUUAACCGUGAGGAACAACAAUCGCUCGAAGAUUUCUUCAAGGUCAAGGGCAUCCGCGUUAAGAACGAGAUGAUGGAGGAUCCUUCUAAUCUCCUCAAGGCCCUUGACGCUGAAGACAUGGAGUCGAGCGAUGAAGGAGAAGCUCGCGCCGACCGAGGCUCGGCCGACGAGGACUCCGACACUCCUGAUGAAGACUUCAACGCGUCCUCUGAAUCUGAUGUCGCGGAGGAGUUUGACUCCGAUCAUGAGAGCAGCGGCGGCAGUGAUGAAGAGAUGGCAGAUGCCUCCGAUGAUGGCUCAGAUGCUGGCUCAGAUGGCGAGGAAGAGUCACGACCAAAGAAGAAGAGCAAGACCGGCAAAUGA
Messenger RNA from Penicillium chermesinum, 1854 nucleotides. RefSeq names its product FACT complex subunit POB3. Gene Ontology annotation, cellular component: FACT complex; nucleus. Bases 1 to 1854 code for a protein of 617 amino acids. NCBI's taxonomy places the organism in Eukaryota, Fungi, Ascomycota, Eurotiomycetes, Eurotiales, Aspergillaceae. Gene Ontology annotation, molecular function: histone binding; nucleosome binding; DNA binding. The record is from RefSeq and is a predicted model, not a curated record. The transcript has 7 exons.